Messenger RNA from Saimiri boliviensis boliviensis (Bolivian squirrel monkey), 3711 nucleotides. RefSeq names its product olfactory receptor family 6 subfamily Y member 1 (gene OR6Y1). NCBI's taxonomy places the organism in Eukaryota, Metazoa, Chordata, Mammalia, Primates, Cebidae. Gene Ontology annotation, biological process: G protein-coupled receptor signaling pathway. Gene Ontology annotation, cellular component: membrane. Gene Ontology annotation, molecular function: G protein-coupled receptor activity; olfactory receptor activity. The record is from RefSeq and is a predicted model, not a curated record.
AACCAGACUUGCCCAGCAACCCUCUAGGCUUACGGACAUUGUUCUCCUCUUGGUCUACAUGAUUUCUUCUCUUUUCUCAGAGCAAGCUGGCCAUCCUUGACAGAGCUAAGUAGAAAAAGGGUUACAUUCCUGAGAAAAUGGAUUCUAAAGCUGAAUCUAAGUGGGAAGAAGGAAAUGGAUAGUGUGGACAGUAGUUUUCUGGCUCUUUUUCUCAUGACUAUUCCUUAGGGAAAAAAAAAAAAAACCCCUCCCUUAGUUGUCCUACAUAUUUACACCAUAAAAUAGAGCUGUUGAGAAAUGGGGAGCAAGAGGGGCUGUAGCUCUGGAGAAGAACAGAAAACAUAAAUGAAGCAAUAGGACACAGAGUGAGACUUGAAAUGGGAAGGUGUGGAAUAUCAAUAGGUUUGGGAAUGAUUCUCAGCCCCACACAAAAAGAGGUCACACAUUUUGCUAAAUUAUUGAACAGAAAUGCAGGAGGGUCCGUAAAAAAAAAGUCAUUCUUGUUCUUUUUCUCUGAUAUUACUCCCAACAGGUUACAGGUUUUUAAAUUUAGCACCCUUGGAAAAGUCCCACAGUCCUCUCCCUUUUCUCAUUAACAACGGCUGCUGUUUGCACCAGUUUUUUGCUGUUUUCGGCGGGGCUAAAAGUUGGGGUGGGGGAAGCUCUGUGUGUGGGGUGGAGUGUGUGUUGUUUUGAAAGGAGGACGAGCUAUGUAUGUGGGUGUAAGCAGGGUAGCCUGGAAAGGUAAAAGCAAGUAUCACAGGAAUUGAAUUUAAACUCUAAAUCCUAUUUGAUGUUCACAAGAUAUGAGCCCUAUUGCAUUAUCCCCAUUUUAGAAAUAAAGGAACUAAUAUUAUAAAAGGUUCUGUGAUAUGCUCACUUGGCUAUACAAAGACAAAAUUUGGGUUUGAAUGCACUUUUGUCAAACUCCUCAAAAGCAUUCUAUACACUGGAUUGGGUUGAAGAAAAUCUUACCCUUCAAGUUUUCCAUUCAGUUUCGUUCCCUGAAAAGCUGGUGAAUGAUUUUCUCCACCUUAUUUUGCUUUUAACCCUAUGGGUGUACUCAACUAUAACGUCAUUCAAGAGUAAGCACUUGUUAAAUAAAAGCAGGGAAAUUCUCUCCAUUUUACAGAUAAGUGGGGUCAUGUAACCACGCCAGAGUCACACAAAUUACCCCUAGAAAAUGGACGAUUGGGCCUUCUUCCUCCUCUUCGUAGUCAAUAGACGGGGGAUGUUUUGCCUGUAGUGCAAGGGUGAUAUGGAAAACCAUUUUUUAUGUGCCCAAAAGUGAUAUAUUGGCAAAGCACAGAACUGGGAUUUAGAAAGUUGUAUUAAUUUCUAUUUUGUAUGACCUUGCAGACGUUACUGCUCUUGAUAAAAUUUGAAAAAAAAGUUGAAUUAUAAGCUCUCUAAAUUCCACCUUUUCUCAAAGGCUUUGCUUCUCAUCAUAAUUCAAGAGGUAAAACGAUUAAAAAAAGCAGAGAUCACCUAUUGUAAUAAAUUUGCUGGUGGUGGGCCCUGUCAGUACAAAUAACCAUAGACUAGUGCUUGCAUCAUGGAAGGAACUGACUUUGUCUGUGCCCACAGCCAGUCAUGACCACCAUAAUUCUGGAAGUAGAAAAUCGUACAGUGACAACACAUUUCGUUCUUCUGGGGUUUCCAACACGACCAGUCUUCCAGCUUCUUCUUUUCUUCGUUUUCCUGGCAACCUACGUGCUGACACUGCUGGAGAAUCUCCUUAUCAUCUUAGCUAUCCACAGUGAUGGGCAGCUGCAUAAGCCCAUGUACUUCUUCCUGAGCCACCUCUCCUUCCUGGAAAUGUGGUAUGUCACGGUCAUCAGCCCCAAGAUGCUUGUUGACUUCCUCAGCCAUGACAAAAGUAUUUCCUUCAAUGGCUGCAUGACUCAACUGUACUUUUUUGUGACCUUUGUCUGCACUGAGUACAUCCUUCUUGCUGUCAUGGCCUUUGACCGCUACGUUGCCAUUUGCAAUCCACUACGCUACCCAGUCAUCAUGACCAACCAGCUCUGUGGCACACUGGCUGGAGGAUGCUGGUUCUGUGGACUCAUGACUGCCAUGAUUAAGAUGGUUUUUAUAGCGCAACUUUACUACUGUGGCACCCCUCAGAUCAAUCACUACUUUUGUGAUAUCUCUCCACUCCUCAACAUCUCCUGUGAGGACUCCGCACGGGCUGAGCUGGUGGACUUCUCCUUGGCCCUCAUGGUCAUUGCUAUUCCUCUUUGUGUUGUGGUGGCAUCCUAUGCUGCUAUCCUUGCCACCAUCCUCAGGAUCCCUUCUGCUCAGGGCCGCCAAAAGGCAUUCUCCACCUGUGCCUCCCACCUGACCAUUGUAAUUCUCUUCUAUUCCACAACGCUUUUCACCUAUGCCCGUCCCAAACUCAUGUAUGCCUACAAUUCCAACAAAGUGGUAUCUGUUCUCUACACUGUCAUUGUUCCACUCCUCAACCCCAUUAUUUACUGUCUAAGGAACCGGGAAGUAAAGGCAGCCCUCAGAAAGACCGUAUGUUGCAGAGGAAGUGGGCCUCAGGAAAAUGGGGCUUUCAGUAGUUGAAAAAUGCAUAGAUUUCUUUCAGGCUUGAACUGAGAGAUGACCACUACACACUUUCCCCUCAGUCUUGUCUUUGGUUGUCCUUCAAUCUCCAGCACUGUAACAUUGCUCGUGUGUGUGUGUGUGUGUGUGUGUGUGUGUGUGUGUACACACACAAUCAUGACUAGAGAAACAUGUUCUCAAGAAGUAACCUCUGCUGUCAGAUUGAAAGACAAGUUUUUAAAUUUUAGAAAAGCUACUUGAAAUCAGGAAGAAAGAGAGAGAGAGAGAGAGGGUGGUAAAGGGAGACAGGAAAGGAGGAAGAUGAAUACUUUUUCCAUGCAGCUUAUCAAAAUAAAUGCUAGAUAGAUAGGACAAACAAAUAUAAAGAAAAAUUCAUCUCUCAGGUGGUUAGAAAAGAGUUUUUUGACUCCCUACAUUGUAGAAUUAAAAGAAAAAGAUAAACAUAAAUUAAUGCCUAUUAGGCACCGUGGCACAUACCUGUAGUCCCAGCUACACAAGAGACUAAGUCAGAAGGAUCCCUUGAGUCCAGGAGCCUGGGCCCAGCCUGGUCAACAUAGACAGACCCCAUCUACUUCCCUCCAAAUAACAUAAAUGACUAAUUUGUUAAGGCUUUUAAAAAUGAAAGAUUAAGCUUAUACCAAAUAACAAAGUGAAAACUAUUACUAAUUUUUAAUAUUAAUAAAAACCUAUACUAACAUUAAAUACUAAAAAAAACUUUAAAAUAAACAUAUAAAAGUUAAACUCUCAGUGGAAAAACAAAUUAAGAAUAUAAACAUAAUUUUAAAAGUAGGCAGUUGUUCUGGGCAAAAUUAUGUCCCACUCCUCCCUGCCUCCAAAAGAAGUAUGUUGUCCUAAUCCCAAGUCUCUCAGAAUGUGAACUUAUUUGGAAGGAGGAUUCUUAUGGAGGUAAUUGAGCUAAAAUUUGGCUGUUAGGGUGAGACCUAAGACAGUAUGAUUGGUGUCAUUAUAAAAAGGAAAAGUUUGGACACAGACACACGCAGAGGAAAGACAGUGUGCACACACACAGGGCAGAAAGCAACCAUGUUGCUGCAGUGAUGCAUCUAUAAGCCAAGGAAGAAGUAUUGUUGGUGAACACUGGAAGCUAGAAGAAGCAAGGAAGGAUGUUACCCUAGAACUGUA